Molecule: messenger RNA, 7628 nt
Organism: Microbotryum saponariae
Lineage: Eukaryota; Fungi; Basidiomycota; Microbotryomycetes; Microbotryales; Microbotryaceae
Source: the annotation of a GenBank genome assembly
AUGGAUGCCCAGGUUACCUUCAACACACGGGUCAAUGGUGAUGCGUGGUGUGUCAACGACUCGACACCGCAUUGGGAUGGUCGUGAAUUCUCUCGAUGCUUCAUGAGAAGGUGAGCAGCCCUCGAGCAUUCUACACACCCGAGCCAUUCUCGACCGCGGAGACGUCCGUUUCAAGACAUCAAGAUGGACAAGUGAAGGCACGAUGAUUUGUCUCGGAAACGCGACGUGAUGUAUGACCGGUGGAAUCACCUUGCGACCUGGUCAUAGCGACAGCGUUGGUUUCAGAGCUGGCCUUCGGAGUGACCCCUGCACUCAACUUACAACCGAUCGUAUGGAUCAGGCUCACUCAAGUUGUCGACCACUCCGAAUGGGCGGGCUGUCAAAUCUGAGACUCAUCCGAUCUACUAGCUGACCUUGCUCCCCCGUGAUUCCUAUCUUGCCCUAGGACGAUCGAUGGCCUGAUCCCCCUAGCCUGUCUGUCGAUCUCGCUCCUAUCGGCCUUGCUCAUCACGCUCUUCCACCUCUACCUUGUCAUCUCGCGCCGUCGUGCCCGAAAUAAGGAGGCCGUGUCGUCGAGCCGAGACCGGACCCCACAUCGCCGACGAAGGUCCUCGAUCGCCUCGCAAGAGAUCAAGCGGGCCGGCUUGUCCGCGAUCACCGAGGCCGAGAACGAAGUCAUCCUCGCCGUCGUCCGAGACGCGUCGCCCGAUCUGAGUGCGAAAGAACUCGAGACGCUAGCGGGCGAAACGGGAUCCCCGUCGGCAAUCGAUGACGAGGACGAGGAGCUCGAACGAGCGACGCUCCAGCUGGGCGCGGGCAUGGUCGUGUCGGCAAUGUGGAGCAAUAAGAAGGAUGUGCUUGGGUUGCUGGGCGCGGCGGGCGUGUUAGGUCUAUCUGUGGUCAAGAUGCUGGCUGCGACGGACGACGGGGCCAACUGGCUUGUCUUUGGUGUCACGACGUGGGUGAGUAGGCCAGUCUUGGGUUCGCCGUACCCCGGAUCCAGGUCGCUGACUUUUCUUGAAUUGUAUGGCUUUCAGAGCUGGAUGACGUUGCUGAGUCUGAUCAAGCUCGCGAUCUCGGUCUCGCGCAAGCUCGGGUCGCUGCAAGCCCCUAACCGACCGCAUCGGGGCCUGCCGCGCGUCUACACUUUCCUCGAGCUCAACCUCAUCCCGUGGUUGCUCGUGUACCAGGUGAUCGCCUUCCAGGAUGUCUACGAUGCGCUCACCUCGUCAAGGCCCUCGACGGCGCGUGAGAUCAGGAUUGAGGUCGCUCUUUUCGCUCUAACACUCGCCAUGACGGCCGUGGAGAUGUUCUCGCCGCGGCCCUCCCGCUUCACAUCGAGGUCGGCAAAACACAACCAUUCUUCGGCAGAGUCGGGGAAUCUCCCGCCUUCACAUGAACUCAACGCUUCGCUUUAUUCGCUUCUGACAUUCUCCUACGUCGGGGGCUUUCUCUUUCGCCAUGCUCGCACCACGAUCCAGCGCGACGAUAUCCCGGACCUGCGACCUGACGACCGAACUGCGCGUGUCGUUUUAAACUUUCGACGCGACUGCGGGCACCUCAGACGUAGCUUCCCCAAAAGAGCGCGUUCGCUUGGCAUGACUGUCAAGCUGCUCUUCCACUUCCGGAAGUUGCUCAUGGCCCAGCAGCUGUGGGCCUUGAUCACGGCUCUUUCGCGCGCGAUCCCUUCGCUCUUCCUGCGCGGGUUGCUCAACGAAAUCGCCAAACGCACCCGCGGCGAGGAAGCGCCCGUCCAUGUGGCUUUGCUCUUUGCCACUGGCAUGUUUUUCAGUCAGCUCAUUUCGACCGUGGCGGCCAGCCAGGCGCUCUACAUCGGGCGUCGUAUCGGAAUCCGACUUCGUUCGGUCCUCAUUGGCGAAAUCUUCACCAAGGCUUUGCGACGCAAGGAUCUGGCCGGCUCGUCUCAAGAAGACGCUUCCGAGGACGAGACCGGUGAAGCAAAGAAAGUUCGCGACGAGCCCGAGCUUAAAGAGAUCGAAGAAGAACUUGAGCGUGCAUCGUCGGGCAAGAUUCUCAACCUGAUUGCCAUCGACACGUUCCGCAUCUCCGAGGUGUCGUCGUACCUGCACUUCAUCUUCCCUGAUCUCAGUCUCGAAAUCGUUAUUAUCGUGAUCCUCCUCUUCCAGGUGCUGGGUUGGGCUGCCAUGGCCGGAGUCAUCGUCCUCGUCACGUUGGUCCCGAUCCAAGCCUACCUCGCUCGCCGUUUCAACCACUUCCAGACGAAGCUUCUUGCCGCAGCGGAUGCUCGAAUCAGUCUGGCGACCGAGGUGAUCACAUCCGUGCGGAUCGUCAAGUACUUUGCAUGGGAAGAAAAGUUUCUUGCCAUGAUGCACGUCACUCGACUGAAGGAGCUCGACGCCCUUUGGUCCCGGGCCAUGGUCAUCGUGUCGUCAAGCAUGAUCUUCAACGGAGCGCCCGUCAUUGUCUCACUCGCCACUUUCGUAUGCCAGACCAAAGUUCUCAAACGGGAGCUCACUGCUUCCGACGCCUUUACCGCCCUGUCGUUGUUCAACGUGCUGCGAGGCCCUCUAGAGGGUUUUCCGGACAUGGUGGUCUCCGUCCUCCAAGCUCAUGUCUCGCUCAAGCGUAUUGAUGAUUUCCUCAACGAACAAGAGACGGCCAAGUAUGCGGUUGUCAAGGAGCCGCGCACGGGUUCGGACCCGAUCGUAGGCUUCACCGAUUCGGCGAGCUUCACCUGGGCCGACGAGGCUGAGGCGAGGGAGGAUCUGUCCGUGUUCCGCAUCCGCGACCUGAACCUCUCCUUCCCCGUUGGCAAGUUCUCCAUCAUCUUGGGGCCCGUCGGGAGCGGCAAGACCACGUUGCUCAUGUCGCUGCUCGGCGAGACGAACCAGCUGUCGGGUAGCGCGUUCCUGCCUUCGCCCGUCGGACGCUCGACGGGGGAGGAUCCGGCGAUCCUGACCGAUACGACGGCGUAUGCGGCGCAAUCGCCGUGGCUGAUGAGUGCGACGAUCCGCGACAACAUCCUGUUUGGCUCGCCGAUGAACGAGCGGCGGUACAAGGACGUGCUCGAGGCGUGUGCGCUCAACCCGGAUUUGAAGCAGUUCGAGCUCGGCGAGGACACCGAGGUGGGCGAGAAGGGGACCGUGCUGAGUGGCGGUCAAAAGGCUCGACUGUAAGCCUUGCUACUUCGAAGACUGAUUUUAGUAUAACCACGAUUGACAGCUCUUUCACUCCACACCUCCGCAGUGCCCUUGCGCGCGCAGUCUAUUCGCCGGCUCGCACCAUUCUGGGUGACGAUGUGCUGAGUGCUGUCGAUUCGCACACGGCGCAGCAUCUUGUAAACAAGUGUUUCAAGGGGCCGCUCAUGCGCCACCGCACGAUCGUGCUGGUCACGCAUGCCGUCGACUUGUGCCUCCCCGUGGCCUCGUAUGUCGUAUCGAUGGACGCCGGUUCCGUCAUCUCGGUAGGUUCGCCGGCCGAGAUCUCACUCGGGGAGGACUUCAUCGGCAAGCUCGAUCCGAACGCGUCUCACAUCAAGGCCUCGAACCAGAACGAGUCCCAGGUUCUGAUCGAAGCCAUUGCCGAGGGCGAGACCGACGCGGUAGUGCUUGCUGAGCAGGAAGAGGACCGCCGCAGGCGACAGGAAAAGCUACGACUCAUCAAGGACGAGACCAAGAGCGAUGGCGCAGUCUCGGCAAAGGUGUACCUUAUGUACCUCCGCGCGAUGGGUGGUUUCAGGAUCGCGUGCGUUUCGCUCUCGCUCUUCGUCCUUGCGCACUUGUCUGAAAUUGCUGUGUCGCUGGCAUUACGAUGGUGGUCGUCGAGCUACGACCACCAUCGCGACGUUUCGACUUCGGCGCACAUCAUGUCGACGCUUGCGAUGUCGGCCAAUCGAUGGGCAUCCCUCAUUCAGACGGUGAAGCACACUCUUCUUUGGGCACCGACAUCGUCGUCUGGGAUGAGUAUCAGCUCGCUCGCACAAGAGCAGCACUCGACCGACUAUUGGAUGAAGGUCUACUGCGUUCUUGUCGUCAUUAACCUCGUUCUGUACGGGGGGCGCGUUUUCUUCUUUUUGUGGCGCGGCAUUAUCGCGUCGCGUAUCAUCUACGAAACGCUGGUGAUUCGAAUUUUGCGUGCGCCUAUUCGAUUCUUCGACUCGACGCCGCAAGGUCGCAUUCUCAACCGACUCAGUAAAGACGUGGAGACCAUCGACCAGGAUACCUCGAAUUGCUUGAUGUUCUUUUGCGUCGAAAUUCUCGGAGUGUUUGGGAUCAUCAUCACCAUCUCGAUUGUUCUUCCGGUCUUCCUGAUCGCGGCCUUCUUUAUCUCCAUUGUAAGCAAUCCACUACAGUCCCUCCGCACGACGCGCACUGACGAAUCUUGUUUUGCCUCCAGAUUUACAUGUUUAUGGGAUGGCUCUACAUCUGCUCAUCGCGUGAGCUAAACCGAUUCGAUUCGGUGUCCAAGUCGCCAAUCUUCUCCAUCUUUGGCGAGUCGCUCGCCGGCGUGAGCACGAUCCGCGCGUUCGGCGACAGCACGCGCUUCAUGCGCGACAUCUUCAAACUCGUCGACCUCAACAACCGUCCCUUCAUCGCGAUGUGGCAGGCCAAUAGAUGGCUCUCGUUCCGCGUUGACGUCGCCGGCAUUGGUAUCACCGUCGCGGCUGCGGUGUUGAUCUUGCUCACGCCUAGCAUUGAUGCGGGUGCGGCGGGCUUCAUCCUGUCGUUCACGAUGUCGUUCAUGGACCGGAUCCUGUGGGCAGUGCGCCUGUGGUCGAUGGUCGAGAUCAACGCCAACUCGAUCGAACGAGUACAGGAGUACCUCGAGAUCGAUCAGGAGAAGCUGGAUGGCGUGUCUCCGCCUGCGGUCUGGCCAUCUCGUGAUGGCACGAUCGUGGUCGAAAACCUCACGGCGACCUACUCGUCUAAUCUGCCUCCAGUGCUCAAGAACGUCAGCUUUUCGGUCGCGCCCCGCGAGAAGAUCGGUAUCUGUGGCCGCACGGGUGAGUGUCGGGUGAGUGUACCAAUCAUCAGCUUUAAACUUAUCCUUACUCUUUCGCCCCCACUGUAGGCUCGGGCAAGUCGACGCUAGGCUUGUGCUUUUUCCGCUUCAUCGAGGCGACCUCGGGCCGCAUCGUCGUCGACGGCCUCGACAUUGCCAAGCUCAACCUCUCGGAUCUUCGAUCGCGCCUGACGAUCGUCGCGCAGGAGAGUGCGCUGUUCGCGGGCACGAUCCGGUUCAACCUCGACCCGUUUGAGCAGUUCGAGGAUAGCGACGUGUGGGACGCGUUGCGCCGCGUGCAGAUGGCCGCACCGUUGACCCCGAAGCCGACUCCCGGUGCAACCCCCGCUGGCUCGAGUCGAGCGGCGAGUCCGACGGAGGAUGGCUCCGGGGAGUCAGAUGGAUCUGACGAUGCGACUGCGACCGCGACACCGGUGGAAGGGCUCGAACGCAACAUCGUGAAGUCACUGGACAUGCAAGUCAGUGAAGGCGGCAAGAACUUCAGCGCCGGCCAACGCCAACUGCUGGCUCUGGCCCGAGGUAUCCUGAAGCUGCGCACGUCCAACAUCCUCUUGUUGGACGAGUCGACGGCCUCACUCGACCAAGCGACGGACGAGCAUAUCCAGACGACGAUCCGGGAGCAGAUGUCGGAUGCGACUAUCUUAUGUAUCGCGCAUAGGCUCAAGGUGAGCUCAAACCCCCUUGCCCGAGAGAUGUAUGCAAUCGUUGAACUAACUUCUUCUUUCUUGUUGCAUAGACCAUCAUCGACUAUGACAAAAUCCUUGUCCUCGGAGCGGGCGAGGUGCUCGAGUUUGACACGCCAGCAAAUUUGAUCAACGACGAGACGUCGGUCUUUGCCGAUCUGUGUCGCAAGUCGGGCGACUUUGAUGAGCUGAAGGCCAUGGCCGAUGGCAAGGUGGUUCUGUAGUACUGUUUUCAGUUGGAGAUGUAUAGUGAAAUAAUUCAUUGUGGUUUUCCUUAAAUUUGACUCGAACCAUCCUAAUGAGACCUCAUCUUUAGGAGGGUGCGUGCUAGAAUCCGAAUCCGCUCACGCGAGUCGAUUCGCGCGAGUGAGCGGACUCCGAUGCUUGACCCGCCCCCACAUUCACCGUCCAUUCCUGCCUGUGUCGCAUAACUGUCGCUCAGCGGCGAUAGAACUCCAACCGCUGAAAAAACGUCGAACUAGAGUAAUCGGCGUCACUCGGUCCGUUCCGUCCCCUUUGGGAACCUCAGCUUCACCCAUCGUUCAACCUGGCUCCUACAUCGAACGUCCGGCUGUUCGGGCUGGGCCUCGCCCUCGCUUUCGCCUCAGCCCUCUAUCCCCGACUACCCUAUUACCUCCCAUCAGGUGUAUCCUCCCUCCUCCCCUUCCUAGGUCCCGAACAACACCUCUCGAAAUGGCACCAAGCGCAAACGUUCCAAAACCUCUUGCCCCAUCCCGCGAACCAUGACCCAUUCGACGUCAAGGAGCCCGAGGCCGAACGACAGAGAAGGUUGUUGAGUGAGGACGGGGAGAACCAGAAGAGGAAGGAGGAGAAGAGGUUGCAGAGGGAGUGGGAGAAGAGGAUCGAGAUGGCGGGUGGGGAGAAUCGCAUUCAUCCGGAGUUGCCGGCGUACUUUGUGCAGGGUAAGUCUGGAUGAUGUCCAAGCAUGCAUGCACACAUCGGUGCUGAUCGAUCGUGUGUCCUUCAUUGUUGCUUCGAAUAUUGAUGGUUUGCUUUGUUGUGCGCUUUGCACGCAACGCGAUCUCAUCGAAAGCUCCUUCGAUUCGAGGCCUUGAUCGUCGGUCCCCGCUCGGCCAAACGCUGAGCAAGAUCGGCGACGAGAUCAUCCAUCAAGUCAAGCCGAACACCAUCCUACUCCUUGUACCUGUCGAGUGAGUUCAACCUUUGACAUGAGCCGACUUUUGCAAUGGCUCGGAACACUGAAUCCGCAAAGCAUUUCGCUUCCUUCAACUCGCGUAGAACAACCCAGCCUUUCCUGCAGGUCUCCACGCUCGAGUCGUUGACCUACGUCUCAUCCUCGGGAGUCAAAGCUCAGAUAUCUGGAAAUCCUUCACUGGCGCAGUCGUUGAUAACGAGCCUAGCGUACGCUUCUCCCGCCGUCCCAGCCGUUUCGAGCCGACAGAAUCUGCACGACAGUGUCGCCCCCGUGCUCGAAACGAUGUUCGGCACCAUGUUGAACGUCAAGGUCGUUCAAAUCAGCGUUCCUGUUCUGAAUCAGGGGGCUUGGGAUAGCGAGAAGUAUUUUGAUAUAGGGCAUGCGCUGUUGAAGCCGAGGCAAGAAGAACAGGACGUUGUCGUUUUGGCGCUUGGAAAACUUGGCGCCGGCAAGGUCAGUGCUUUUCACCCCGAUGAGCCGGCACUCGUGUCUUUUAAUCGAGCUGACGCUUCAUUCGUACCUGUCAGAACCUCCCUCUUCUCGACGACGCGCUCGCUCACCACACCCACCAUCCACGAUUCACAUCCCUCCUCUCACUGAUCCACGCCUCGUCAGGAAAAAAACCUUCGCGCGCCGUGCCCCGAUCACUCGCAGCGAUAUAUACUGCCGUGGGUGCAGCUGGCGAAGGGGAAGGAGCACGAUUGGACGAACAAGGGAAUUGUUGGCGUUUUGGGGCUGUGCCGAUGACUAAGAAUCCGAAAUAA